UAUUGAUGGCGUCGGAACAGUGCGAGUAUUUGCGACCAAAAACGAGGGAUUGAACGUCGAUAUCUAUUUGUCAAAAGUUGAUUAUAUCGGAAAUAUCGCGGUAAAUUUUGAGUGAUAAACAAUUUAAAGUUACAAAGUGUUUACACUUUUUGUAGUUUUUCUCGGUAUCACUUCAUGGUAUUAACUUCAACGUAUAUGAAAUGUGUGGCAUCCAUUUUGAAGUGAAUUGUGCGUUUUAAGAUUGCCUAGACAAGCGUAGUGUAGUGUGUUGUGGAGCGACAAUGUCAGUAAAUUAAACACUUGGGUGCCGUUUUCUAUGAAAAUGAUUGUGAAUGUCAUGCUUCGAAGUGUUAGGCGUGUGUUGUAUGUAGUGUAAAUAUUUAAAAUGGAUUUCCUUUAAAUAUUAUGAGGAAACCAAGACAUGGAUUCAAAAAUACAAAUGCAGAUGAUGUUAGCAAAAAUGAUGGAAGAAAAACACACAUUUACGUAUAAGAAGUUGGUUGUGCCGAUGUCGAUGAGGAGUAUUUACUGGAAGUAUUUCGGAUUCCCUGCUACCGAUGAGGGAGAUAUUUUGACAAAGGUAAAAAUUGUCUGCAUACUUUGCAAGACGCAAAUAACAUAUAAUCGAAACACCAGUAAUUUAAGAAUGCACUUGCAAAAUAAACAUGCCCACGAGUUGUUGGAGCUGGAGGCGUCAGCGCCGCCCCGUAGGCCAAGCAUGGAUCCCAAGGAAAAGCGCGCAAUGAAAAAGCUAAAGUUGCCUGGACUUUCACCACAUAUUUACACAACGGCUGCGGACGGAACCGUGCAGAUUGAGGGAGAUAUACAGUUUAUAACGGAUCCAAAUAUAACUCUUCAGAACAUAGACGAUGAUUCGUCUAGUAACCAGAAUGUUCGUGUUGUCCUGAAGGGUAAUACGCAAGGAAUGAGCAAUCAAAAUGUUGCCAUUAUUCUUCCAGAAGAAAACAAUUCUAGUAGCCACAUCCAUAGUAUGGUGGAUGGUAAGACAGUGUCUGACGCAAUAGCAGAAUUUAUCAUUUUAGAUUUACAAUUACCUGAUGUUGUUGAAGGUCGUGGAUUUCAGAGACUUAUAGCAACGCUACGUUCACCAUGUGAAAUACCAAGUAAGACCAAGCUUGAAGAAGAAAUAAUACCCAAGAUAUAUGAUUCUUUCAAGGAUUCUGCCAUGUCAGCACUGUCAGGUAUAAACAGCGAAAUGUCAAUGAGUAUAGAGGAAUGGAGCCUUGCAAGUGGAGAACUGUAUAUCACUGUGUCAGUUCAUUACCAGCCGUCUGUUGAGCCAGUAAUGGAAACAAAAGUGUUAUGUUCAAUACACUGUGCUGCUGAUAUGGACUCGAGUCAGUGGAGUAUUACUUUUGAUGCAUUAUUUCAAGAGUGGGACCUAAAGAUAGAUCAUAUUACUGCUGUUGUUAUUGCCACAACAAGGGAAGAAAUCCUUACAGCAUUGUCGCAUAAGGGCCUAUCAUUGGUGCCAUGCCUUGUUCAUAGUUUACAGCUCUGUACAACUUCGUGUUUCGAGCAACCAGAAGUUGCAGCAGUCCUCAACAAAUGUCGAGCUAUUAUUGCCUCGAUUAAUAGAAAUGCUAAUGCAGCCGCCACACUUAGGAUACAAGAACAAAUGAUGCAGCAUUCUGUGUUUCAGAUUGAAGAGGGGGUGUUGGCAGCAGAUUACCCAAAGGUAUGGACGUCAACAUAUCUAAUGUUGGAACAGAUGUUAGUCCGAAGAAAUAUCCUGCCAUCAGUCUUAGAGAAUGUUGAAAUUGCUGAUAAAGAAGCUUUUAUAUUAAAUGACCAUGAAUGGAAAAUGUUAGAAGAUCUAGUGAUGAUCUUGGAACCAUUCAAGGUUACAAUUAUGACGUUAAGUGAAGAGAAGAUACCUCUCAUAUCACUUCUGAAGCCCCUCUUAUGGCAGCUCAACAGUUCUCACCUUAAAGUUAAGGAUACUGAUACAGAAUUUGCACAGAGCUUCAAAGCAACACUAUCAGAAAGUCUUUCAGCCAGAUACAGUGAUCCUGCAGUUGAUGUAUUGCUUCAGACUGCCACCACCUUAGAUCCACGUUUUAAGUUACUUCCGUAUGCUACCGAAGAAGACAAGAGCAUUAUUUCAGGACCAAUGAAACAAAUGUUAAUAUCAUAUGUUGAAGAAGAACGUGGGUGUCCUAAUGGAGAAGAAUCUCCAAGCAAAAAAAGCAGGUUAUCAGGUAUGGAGUUCCUAUUGGGAGAUCUUUGCACAGGUCAGUCUGGCAUGCCAGCUGAGGAACGAGCAAAUCUGGAAUUAGUGCAAUAUCAGUCAGAAAGUGCAGCUGCCCUCGACCAGUGCCCGCUAACGUGGUGGGCACGAGCUGCAGCAAAAUGCCCAAACUUGGCACGCCUCGCUCGCAAAUAUAACUGUGUUCCUGCUUCAUCAGUUCCACCUGGCCGAAUUCCUGUGGAAAACCAAGUACUGUUUCACAAACGGAGGGCUAAUCUGUCGCCAGAAUUAGUUGAUAAACUUCUUUUUCUCAAUGGAAACCAUGUGGUGUGAACAGUGGCUUCCAGUUUUUGAGUCUUUGCAGUGAUUGCAAAUCACUUUUAUUAAAAGCUGUUCAGUUUGUGUAUACUUCUGUAAAGCUGUUUAAAACAGUGCAUGAUGGAGUCACAUAUUGUGAAGACUUUUAUGGUGCUGUGAACACCUUGAUGCCUGUGUGUGUGUGUGUGUGUGUGUGUGUGUGUGUGUGUGUGUGUGUGUGUGUGUGU
This is a messenger RNA of Schistocerca serialis cubense, 2757 nucleotides long. RefSeq names its product E3 SUMO-protein ligase ZBED1 (gene Dref). The transcript is spliced from 6 exons. Gene Ontology annotation, molecular function: DNA binding; protein dimerization activity. The coding region runs from base 422 to 2545 and encodes 707 amino acids. NCBI's taxonomy places the organism in Eukaryota, Metazoa, Arthropoda, Insecta, Orthoptera, Acrididae. The record is from RefSeq and is a predicted model, not a curated record.